AUGGCGUCUAUUGUGGAGGAUCUAAGAAUUACUUUUGGUUUGCGGGAGAAUCAUGCUAAUGAAAUCAAUGAAUGGAUACGUUUUCCUAUGUUCAAAAAGGUCAAGAGUUUCGACAGCCUAACUUUGUUAAGUUUGAAUACUGUUGAUGUCACAAAUGAUACAGUUACUCUUAUUUUAUCAAAUUGUCCGUUGCUUGAAACACUUGCAUUGAAAAAUACAAGAUCUCUUUGGAGUUUAGUUGUUAAUGGUCCAUCACUCAAGUUAAAGCACUUGAAGAUUAAGCAUUGUUUUCAAUUAGCAGUCGUUGAGAUUUUAGCAGAAAACCUCGUCUCUUUCAAAUAUCUCGAGUCUCUCAUGGACAUCUCUUUUGGAAAUGUCCCCUUGCUCUCAGAAGUUUCUCAGGAAUGUUUCUCGUUGAUCCCUGCAGAGUUCCCUGAGUUUAGCAAUCUCAAGCAUUUGGAAUUGAAUUUUCUUGAAAUCAACGAUCAGAGUCUUGCCGUUCUAGUUUCCUUGUUAAGAGCAUGUUCUUGA
This is a messenger RNA of Lycium barbarum (goji berry), 531 nucleotides long. RefSeq lists its product as uncharacterized. NCBI's taxonomy places the organism in Eukaryota, Viridiplantae, Streptophyta, Magnoliopsida, Solanales, Solanaceae. The transcript has 3 exons. The coding region runs from base 1 to 531 and encodes 176 amino acids. The record is from RefSeq and is a predicted model, not a curated record.